AUGCAUUCUGGGAACAUGUCCCUCGUAAGAGCUGUGAUUCCUGGUUUCAUUCUGCAGUCGGAAGAUUUGAAUAUAUCGACAGAUUCCAGCUGGAGAUGCAAAGUAGACGAUGCGGUGAAAAUUCUCUCAGCAAAGGAUUGGGAUCGAUCCAUGGGGCCACCUCUUUUACUCACUAACGAAAGGGUAGACGGAGGAAAAGCCGAUAAAGAAUGGCUCGCCGUGGAUUUUGACGAUUCAGAGUGGGACACUGCCACGAGAUAUUCGAUGAAGGUCCAUAUGCUACCAAUUCUGGAGCCUCGAAGACUGGUCAAGCGUACCAUUCCCAUGUUGCCUGAAACAGAGGAGCAAUUCUCUCAAGUCUCCAAGACCGAUUCUAACAGCGCCGAGCAAAUCGCUUCUUGGGAUGACCUAGUUAAACGAGCAAAACCAGUACAGGUGUCAGAGAACAGCAGGGUGACUGUUGUGCUAGAUUCUGCGCUGCUAACAACCGGGCUCCUCCAACUCCACUUUCGAGGAGGAGCCCGGUCAAAAAUACGAAUACGCUGUGCUGAAUGCUUCGAAGAGGCGCCUGAUGCGGAUAAUCCCAAUCUGUUCGCUCGAAGAAAAGGGGACCGUGAAGACACAUCCGGUGUUCUUCUAGGUCUCGAUGACUACUACAGUGUGGACAGCAACAGCGGUGCAAGUGAUGACGCACAAUACGAGCCCUUUUGGUUUCGUACGUUCAGAUAUGUUGAGCUUAGCAUUACGACAGAAGAGAUGCCUUUGAAAAUACUGAAAUUCAGUUAUAGAGCCUCACAUUACCCACUUGAUAUUACUACACAAUUUAGCUCAUUCCCGACUUCCGAAAUGAAAAAUCAGUGGGAAAUUAGUCUCAACACCCUCCGAAACUGCAUGCAUGAAACAUACGAAGACUGCCCCUUUUAUGAACAGAACCAAUUCGCUAUGGAUGGUCGCAUGCAGAUUCUAUUCACCUACCAACUAGCACAUGAUGACAGACUAGCGCGCAAAUGCAUGCAGGAAUUCUACUCUAGUAGACGACCGGACGGACUGAUAGAGACACAUUUUCCAUCACCUUUCCCCGGUGUUAACAUUCCAUAUUUCUCGUUGUAUUGGAUCCUUAUGGUAUAUGACCACAUGAUGUACAUGGGGGACGAAAGGCUCGUUAGGCGGUAUCUUGGUGCAAUCGAUGGCAUCUUGGACCAUUUCAGUCAGCGAGUGGAUGUGAAUAACGGUCUUGUGGGUCGGCUUGAGUGGGAUACCUGGCCAUUCGUUGACUGGGCUCCUGAAUGGUCUUCAAUAGCCCCUGGUGGUGACUUUCGUGAUCUCGCAGUGCCGCCAUCGUAUCGCCGCACCGGUUUUUCGACCUAUAGUAGUCUCAUAUGUUCUUAUACACUGAAAAAAGCGGCUGAUAUUUGUGACUUUGUCAAACGAUGCGACACUGCCGACGAAUACCGUCGCCGGGCGGCCGACUUGAAUAAUGCAGUCCUCACGCACUGCUUCCGGGGCGACUUCAUUGUUGAUGGGCCUGAUAGUCCCGAUGCAGAGCGAAGUCAACACUCACAUGUGUUUGCGGUUCUUUCUGGUGCCCUUGAAGGAGAAUCAGCCCGGCUAGUAUUACUACGAGCACUUACCGAGCAAGGAUUUGUGCGUUGCUCGUAUGCAAUGUCGUUUUAUGUACUUGAAGCAGCUCUCCAGACGGGCAUAUACGAUCGUAUUCGGACUUCACUGCUAGAGCCGUGGUCUACCAUGAUUCACCAAAAUCUGACAACAUGGGCUGAGUCUGCAGCAAUGCCGAGAAGUGAUUGUCAUGGGUGGAGUGCAGUGCCCAUUCAUGAUUUCGUAGCCAAUGUCGCUGGAAUUAGACCAACCGCUCCUGGUUUCAAGGUCAUUCGGUUUGAACCAAGGCGGUCAUUUUGGGAAAAUAUGUCGGGGAUAUUUGCUACCGGAACAGGGUUGGUGCUUCUAUCCUGGAGUCCUGGAAACCCAGUUGAGUUCACUCCCAACUUCGACGUCCGUGUGGAAGUUCCCCAGGGUCAUGGUUCGUAUGAGUCCUUUGCCGUACGGAAAAGUCAAACACUUCGAUUGGACAUAGAAUAG
Molecule: messenger RNA, 2097 nt
Organism: Talaromyces rugulosus
Lineage: Eukaryota; Fungi; Ascomycota; Eurotiomycetes; Eurotiales; Trichocomaceae
Exons: 2
Coding region: 1-2097 (698 amino acids)
Biological process (GO): carbohydrate metabolic process
Source: RefSeq, a predicted model, not a curated record